Trifolium pratense (red clover) is the source of this 1146-nucleotide messenger RNA. Its product is annotated as ras-related protein RABE1a-like. NCBI's taxonomy places the organism in Eukaryota, Viridiplantae, Streptophyta, Magnoliopsida, Fabales, Fabaceae. The record is from RefSeq and is a predicted model, not a curated record. Bases 175 to 819 code for a protein of 214 amino acids. Gene Ontology annotation, biological process: protein secretion; regulation of exocytosis. The transcript is spliced from 9 exons. Gene Ontology annotation, cellular component: plasma membrane. Gene Ontology annotation, molecular function: GTPase activity; GTP binding.
CAAUUGUGUAUACUAUGUCUAUAACCCUUUUCCCCCAAAUCAACGCCCAACCGGUGCUGACGUUACACGCUUUCCCUCUUUUCCUUUCUCUCUCUCAUUCUCCUUUAGAUCUUAACUUUCAUCUUCCUCUUCUUCUCUGAGGGAUAGGUUUUGUUGCGAUUGUUGUUUGCUUCGAUGGCUGCUCCACCUGCUAGAGCUCGCGCUGAUUACGAUUACCUAAUUAAACUUCUUCUCAUCGGUGAUAGCGGUGUGGGUAAAAGUUGUCUUCUAUUGCGUUUCUCUGAUGGGUCUUUUACAACUAGUUUUAUCACGACCAUUGGUAUUGAUUUCAAAAUAAGGACCAUUGAGCUUGAUGGCAAGCGAAUCAAAUUGCAAAUAUGGGAUACAGCUGGUCAAGAGCGAUUCCGAACUAUCACAACUGCAUACUACCGUGGAGCCAUGGGUAUUUUGCUUGUAUAUGAUGUUACCGACGAGUCUUCGUUUAACAAUAUCAGGAAUUGGAUUCGUAACAUUGAGCAGCAUGCUUCUGACAAUGUUAACAAGAUACUGGUGGGCAACAAAGCUGACAUGGAUGAAAGCAAACGGGCUGUGCCAACUUCUAAGGGUCAAGCGCUUGCAGAUGAAUAUGGUAUCAAGUUUUUUGAGACUAGUGCAAAAACAAAUCUGAAUGUGGAGGAGGUUUUCUUUUCAAUAGCUCGGGACAUCAAGCAAAGACUUGCAGACACUGACUCAAAAUCCGAGCCCCAGACAAUCAAGAUCAACCAACCGGACCAGGGAUCAGGCGCUGCUCCAGCCCAAAAAUCUGCUUGCUGUGGUUGAGGCCAUACAUUUGACUGAGAAAUUUAAUUUUGUCAAUGACUCUGUCAUUAGUGCCAGUAUGAUUCAUAUUAUUUUACAGUUGCUACUCGUUGGGUGUGAAUGGUAGAUUUUCCCUAUGUUGGGAAAUUAAUUAUGUCAAUUUGUUGUUUGCUAAAACUCACUGUCUUUCGGGAGCUUGGUCAUGCAUAUCAUGCCUUUCCUGAAACCAAGAUGGCACAAAGCACACAGACCGUACCUGGCUUAUGUUCAUGGUUUGGUUCACAUUUACUGUACUCCCCAAUUUCUGAAUAUUUGCGUGACUAUGAAUCAAACCUACGUUAUGCCAGA